Messenger RNA from Lagopus muta (rock ptarmigan), 6561 nucleotides. It is a transcript of the gene LCMT2, whose product is annotated as leucine carboxyl methyltransferase 2. Lineage: Eukaryota; Metazoa; Chordata; Aves; Galliformes; Phasianidae. The annotation marks the transcript as partial. Gene Ontology annotation, biological process: wybutosine biosynthetic process; tRNA methylation. The record is from RefSeq and is a predicted model, not a curated record. The transcript has 13 exons. Gene Ontology annotation, molecular function: protein binding; tRNA methyltransferase activity.
ACUGCGGAGCGGGGCGGUUCUGCUCGGGAGGAGUCCGGCCGGGCUCUCGGGGCGGCAGGGAGAGGCGGCGCCGCGAAGGAUGCUCGGCCGCUCCGGCGGGAGCUGUGCUGUAAGGCAGCCGGGCUGCGGCGCGGCGGCGCCCGGUUCGUCACGCGGUUUGUCGUCCCGCAGGUGCGGGGCACGGGCGGCAGCAGCGCCGUCAGCAAAUGCUCGGCGGCGGAGCGGGGAUACGUGCGGGACCGCUUCGUGCGGCUCCUCGCGGGCCGGCCGCGGAGGAGAACUGCGCUCAUCCACCGAGGUUAUUAUGUCCGUGCCCGUGCUGUAGAUCACUGUGUUCAAGAUUUCCUGCUGAAGACCAGAAGUCAUCCUAGGAGACAGAUCCUGUCUCUAGGUGCUGGCUUUGACUCCCUGUACUUCCGUUUGAAAGACAUGGAUCUUCUACAUCACACUGUGAUGUAUGAGGUGGAUUUCCCAAGUGUGGCGUGCCAAAAAGCUGCUCUGAUCAAGAGGACGGAAGAGUUGUCAGCACUGGUGGGAGAUGCUGGAGCAGAAGGGUUAGGAGUCACCAUCGCCUUUUCUGGGAAGGAUUACAGAUUAUUGGGAGUGGAUUUAUCAGAGCUGCCAAAGCUGAGUGCAGCUCUAGAUGAAGCAGGACUGGACAGUGAAGUCCCCACCCUUUUCAUAGCAGAGGUGGUGCUCACCUACAUGGAAAGCAGCAGGUCAGAUGCCUUGGUUCAGUGGGCAGCAGAGCAUUUCUCUCAUGCGUGCUUUCUGCUGUAUGAGCAGAUGCACCCAGAGGAUCCCUUUGGACGUGUAAUGCAACAGCAUUUCAGUCAGCUGAACUCUGCACUUCGUUCUUUGUCUCAAUACCCUGAUGGUGAAGCACAGCAGAAGCGUUUUUUUGAAAAAGGCUGGACUGAGUGCAGUGUUGUGGAUAUGAAUGAGUUUUUCACCCGUUGUAUUCCAGAAGAUGAGCAACAAAGAGUGCAGGCUCUGGAGCCUUUUGAUGAAUAUGAGGAAUGGCACCUGAAGUGUUCUCAUUACUUUGUCUUGACUGCAUCAAAGGGGAUGGAACCCUCCUGGACUCCAUUAUUAUCCAACGUGGCAGUUCCUCCUCAUCAUGGCCCUGUCAGGUUGGCUGGGAGCAUCAGUGCAUUGGCAUGUGCAGCUCAGUCUGAAGUUGUUGGCUUGAGACGUUAUGGUCACCACUCCGCUCUUAUAAAACCUAAUGUGAUUCUGACCACUGGAGGCUUUGGGGAGGAGAAUGGACAUCACUGUCGUAUGAGGAGUUUUCAUGUUCUUAUGAAGUAUGCAGGCUCCUGGCAAACCAGAUGUGUGAAAAAGGAAAAUCCUGAUAAAGGAUGGGAUGAGCGGCUGUACCAUACGGUGUCAUGUCUCUCAGACAGCCUGGCCCUGGUGGUAGGAGGACGAACGUCCCCAUCAAAUGCAGCGUUGGGAAUGUUGUGGCUGAGGUUCCCCAAAAUCUGUAAUGACUCAGAUCCAGGUGAUGUUACUGUGGAGCCUGUAAGUCUGCAGCCCGCUGCUGAACCAGCUGCUUUGCGUUGGAGACACAGCACAACUGAAGUAAUAUUCAAAGGAGAGAAGUACCUGUUUAUGUAUGGAGGCCGCUCUGCUGUGCAGCCAGUGCUUGGAGAUUGGUAUUUCCUGCACAUCCCAGAAAUUUCCUGUGCUACGAUCGCUGUUGAGGGUCCGGUACCAGAAGGCCGCCACUCGCACAGUGCCUGCAGUUGGAAAGGAGGAGCGCUGAUCGCCGGAGGUCUGGGAGCAGCUGAGCAGCCCUUAAGUUCAGUUUUCCUUCUGAGGGAGACUGAACGUGGCUUUCGGUGGCAGAUUGUGGAGACGCACCCUCCUCUCAUCCCAAGGUACUCGCAUACUGCACAUGUGCACGAUGGAAAACUUGUGCUUGUUGGUGGAGUGUGGUUUCACUCGCUGUGCGUGCCAGGCAUCACUGUCAUUGACUUAACGACUGGGCUGUGCUUGGACUACACAAUUAAUGCGGAACAUUUGGAGUGGCCUUUAAUGCUGCAUAAUCAUAGCAGUGUUUUUCUGCCAGAUGAGAAGGAGUUGCUGCUUAUUGGUGGUGGUGGGAACUGCUUCUCCUUUGGGACACACUUGAAUCCAAAUCCUAUCUCACUGAACCUCAGCAGCAUUCUGACCAGCCACUAACAGGGACCAAACAGGACUGAACUGUAAUGCUCCACCAUGCUGUGACAUCUGCUUACCUGCAUGUCCAAGAACAACAAAAUGUUACUUGCAACAUUUUUUGUAUCCUGAAUGCAUCUGUAAAGGUGGGACAAAGAGAAGGGAUUAAGAAGUGAAGUUCUGUCAAGGGGUUGCACCUCAUCUGUCUUUUUCUUUUUUUUUUUUUCAGUCCUUUUUUGUGUUUCAAAGAGUAUUUUUCCAGAACUAGCUCUGUAGCCCUUAGAGGUGAAAUAAGGAACUCUGCUGUGUUCAAAAGUGAUGUAAGUUUGCACAGUGCUGACUUGAAGCUAGCGAGAAGUAGCUGCGUCAAGAAGCCAUUGGAAAUAUGCAACCCAGCAUAACUAAAUGUGAAACAGAAUGUGUCAUUAGUCAUACCUGAAUGUUUCUAAAGGCCUUUGUAAGGGUGUAUGGAAGGAGUGUCUACUCCUUUAAGGAUAUCUGGUCAAAUACUAAUUUACAGUGUAACAAGGGGAAAAUGGGAAAGGGAGGAAGACAUAAGCAGGAACAGACCAGCAAAUGAUAAGGAUGGAAUAAUGGGAAGCUGCCCAGUCAGUCACAGUUUUAUGGGCAGGUGUAAGUGUGUGAGAAUGCAGCAAGGUUAUCUGACUAGGGACUUUAUUGAGUGGGAAACUAAAGGAAAAAGAAACCAGAAUAAACAAUGACAUAGACCUGACGAAACAAACAUGGAGACAAUGUCAAGAAACAAAUCUCUGAUAAUCUGGGACAGUGUGGGACUCAGUAGAGCUGCAAACCCAUGGUGAGGUGCUCAAAGAAAAGGGGAACCAGGGAUGAACAGAGUGAAGAUGCUGGAAAAUCAAGGUUAUAAAAGUUGUGUGUGAAAUAGAGUUGGUCAGGGCUUGUCAGGCAUCUGCAUCUGUUGACUACAAUCUGUUUUAUUAUAAUUUAUUAAAUCUGAACUCACUCUGUAUAUUCACACACUGCCCUAUGUGUAUGUAUUGCUGCAAGGGCUGCUGAGACCUGUGUAUGUAGCAAAAAUUUGGUGCCAGCUUUGGAGUCCAGGGUAUUUUACUUCCAGCCACAUAGGUGAUGAUCUCCAGGGGACCCUUCCAAUUUUAGCCAUUCUGUGUUAAGGGCCUGAGAUCUGCCUGUGUGUAUUGGACAGAGACACUGUGCUGCUACUUAAGGGAUCCAAGCAGGGGUGCUGUCUGGACAGAGAGGCUGUAUCAGUGCUUGAACGUGUGCUUUUGCAGCUUGAGGACUGUGUGUGCCUGCGCUGGUGACUUUCUGUCUCUACAAGCCAAAGGAGAGGAAAAGGAUUUCACUGUGUGUGCUGUGCAUGAUUGCUGUGUCUAGGUGCUGGUGAAGGCAGCAUCUUGUCUGUGUAGCUGACUGUGUCAGCAUCCUGUCUGUGUCUCUAGGUUAUGUGCUUAGUUUCAUUUAUGGUUGAAUCUGCAAAUGGAGGAGUGGCAGCAAAGAUGGUGGGUCCCCAGACAUCGGGCUGCUACCAGUGGCUGCUCAGGAGUGGUCUUGGGCUGUAGCAGCUGCAGGAGGCAGUCACACCCUUUACCUCUUAGCAGGCUUGGUAUGACAAGCUGUGUUUUUUGUUGCCAGCAGCUCAGCUCCAAUCUGUAGCUCUUGGUUGUUACCUGUGAGGCUAACAGUAUGCUAGUUAUCCAGAAUGGGGCAGGGCUCGUGGCUUUGCUCUCUCCCUCCAACAAAAGCAGCGGGCGUACAGGAAGGCCUUUAGGGCAGGCCCAGACUGUCCCUCCUCUUGCCAGCUGAGAAGCAAUCCCCCUGCAGCUGCACAGAGCCCUUCUUCCUCUCCAGAGAAGGCCACGGUAAGCUGCAGCAGUAUUCACUGGCUUACUGACACCAACUUGGCCAAGGGCAGGAGCAGUGGCAGGGAUAAAGCUGAUAUUCCAGCAGAAGGGAGUUCUGUGCAGCUGGUGCUUGGGGCACAGCCCCUGCUUCUCCCCACCAGCACAGGAGAGCCCCAGAUCCACCCUAAGGAGCUGCAGGGGGGCUGUAGCCCUCCACAUGCUAACAAGCUUCCUGGAUGGCAAAGGCCAAGGGCAGUGAUGCACACCAGUGAUGCAUUCAUGCUGACCGGGCUGCCGGUGGGAGGGAAAUGCUGAGGCUGUGGGAGUGAGGCCUGUUUGUCAAAAAAAGGAGACAGAUUGGCACAGGGAGUACUUUAGGGUGGCCCUGGGAAGCACCUGGGAUUAACUUGGAAACUUCUUGGGCAGCCUGAAGGACACUGAGGAUUUUGGUAGGAUACUGUGAGCUGGAGUACACUGUGGGGUUGACAAGUCACAACACAAAAGGGUAAAAAAAAAAAAGGGGGGGAAACUGUGGGAGGCAGAUACAUAAAAACAUAGAAAUAUUUAUGUCAUUGUGUCAACUGCACCACUCAGCUUGGUGUUGUCAGCAAACUUGCUGAGGGUGCACUCGAUUCUGUUAUCGAUGUCUCUGAUAAAGAGCACUGGUCCCAGGACAGACCCCUGGGGGAUGCCGCUCGUUACCGGCCUCCACCUCAACAUAAAACCAUUGAUCACCAUCCUCAGUCUGUGGCCUUUCAACCAAUUUCUGAUCCAUCGCCUGGUCCCCCCAUCAACUCUACAGCCCACCAAUGCCAUCACUCCACCACAGAAGGCCACCAGAGUGGUUACUCAUGACCUUCCCCUGCUGAAGCUGUGGUAGCUGACUUAGAUCACACGCUCAUUCCUCGUAUGAUCCAGCAUGUCCUUGAGAUGGAUCUGUUCCUCACCAUCUUAGCAGUUAUACAUUGAAAUGGAAUAACUGGUGUUGCUUUCAUGAAGAAACCUCCCUUUGUCUUCUACUCCUGCUGCAGCCACACCAGCUGCACCGGCACGACUCACGUAUUUGACAAAACUCCAGCUCUGGCUUAGCCAGGCACAGCAGCAGUCCGUCUCCCUCCCAGACCACUGACCAGCGUGCUGCUGUGCCACACAGCGUAGCAGCAAGAGCGGGCAGCACUCACCAGCCUCUUCCCACCCUCGCUGCCAGCUGGGAUGAGGGCUGGCGCCGUGUGCCCACUCAGCUUUUCUGCUGAGACGCCUCCCAUCACCCACCCAGCUCAGCCUGAGCUGUGCCCGGCUCAUGUGCAUGCUGCAGCGGUGCUUCUGUUGGGCUCUCACAUGGUCAUCUCUUCCAACGAGGCCCAAAGCUCUGCUUCCACAUGCAGCACUCUCACCAGAGCACCAGCUGUGGAAUAAACGCUCCUACCCCAGCAAUGAUUGCAACCUUGGUGAAUGCCUGCAGCACUUCUGUGCUUUCAUCAUAAGCAAAGGGAGGGGGUCACCUCCCGGAUCCAAAUUUUAAGAAAAAACAGAAUGGUCACCCAAUGGGGUUAUCUUAAGUAAAACAACAGAGAAAUCAAGAUGACUCUUCUGCACCCAGCUCAGAUAGCCCCCUAGCUCAGGCACCACACAAUCAGACCAAGGAGAUGUUGCCUCUGGGCUGCUUUCAGCAUGGAAUCUGGAAGGGUUUGGCCUUCCAUACGUGCCGCACAGCAGCCCCGAGCCGAGCCCUGCAUGCAGUCACUGUGCCCACAGCUGGUGCACUGCUGCCAGAAGCGAUCCGAGGACACAGGUGGACGCAGGCACUCCUGCUCCUUCUGCAAAGCCAUCCUCUGCAGAGCCCGCUAGGUGCUGCUCACUGCUAUGCCAUCCAUUUACUGCAGCCCUGGGAUAAACACACGUGCACUCUUCUGUGCAGCAGUGAGCUCCAGGCAUGAAGCACCAGAGGGCAAAUCAACAGAAUCUACUGCUGACUCCAUCAGCUCCUUCUUCUACCAACCACAGGGCAAAUACCAUGGGACAGAACACGGGGGGGAGAGCACUUCUGCUUGCAUGCCUGCAGUGAAAUUCAGAACAGCUACUGCAAGAAGAGCUCGUGGGGUAAACCCAGCCUCAGAGAGGCAAACACAUCUGGUUCCAGCAGUUAGUAUGGCACAUUAUUGAUGAAAUGCUGCUUCGUUGCUCAGAGGGCACGCAGCACGCCGCUUGGACAGGCACAGCAGUGCUGCAGCAUCCAAGCUGAGCAGCAAAACGUCCCCAGCUCCCCUGGCCAACACUGCCAGGGAAAUGCACCGCCUGCAGCCCCACAUGGCUCACUGCACGGACACUGGGGGGCUGCCUUAGUCUCAGGUGGAGGGAUUUUUCUUCAGAGUAUCUGGUAUGAUGGUAUGUUUGGGCUCUAGGAGAAAAAUCACACUGAUAACACUCUGAUGUUUACAGAUUCUGAUAAGCAAAGUUGCACAGAGCCAAGGCCAUUCUCAGCAAAGCUCUCAGCAAGAGGCUGGGAGGGAAGAGAAUGAAGACAGCUGAUGUAAACAGCUAGCUGGACAUUGGUUGG